UCAUGCUGCUGCCAGGUCCACAGUCUCUCAUGGGUCCCUGUACGGCCUCCCAUUGCUGCUGUCUCCAUCGCCACACUCUGCCAUGUGCCACUUUCAGGUCUCCUCACACUGCUGGUGUGUUGAAUUUUUUGACAUAGGGUGCUGGCAGAUUACGGGCCUCCCAUAGCUGCUGCCAGGCCCCUAAUCUGCCAUGGGCCCCUAUACCGCCUCCUCAUGCUGCUGCCAGGUCCAGAGUCUCUCAUGGGUCCCUGUACGGCCUCCCAUUGCUGCUGUCUCCAUCGCCACACUCUGCCAUGUGCCACUUUCAGUCUCCUCCUCACACUGCUGUGUGUUGAAUUUUUUG
Staurois parvus is the source of this 343-nucleotide messenger RNA. NCBI's taxonomy places the organism in Eukaryota, Metazoa, Chordata, Amphibia, Anura, Ranidae. The record is from the annotation of a GenBank genome assembly.